AUGGAAACCGACGAUGGUGACCCUAUCGACUGGACAGUCAAUGAGGUGGUUGCAUUUCUGUGCCAUAACCCCCAAACACCAUGGUCUCAGUCAACUACCCAAGCUCCGCGGCCGAAUCCUGCCCAGUUUGAAGCCGCCCUUCGAGAGAAUUUGAUAACAGGAGAGGUGCUUUUGCAUGAUGUUGACAAGGAGACCUUGCGUGAAGAGCUUGGACUCAAGGCCAUUGGUCAUCGUAGUUCUAUGCUCAUGGCAAUACGCUAUCUCCAACGACGUUCACAGAAAUAUCAACGUUCUCGAGCGGAUCUUACUCCCCAACUUGGUGACCGUCAGUAUCCUUUCUCUCCUAGUCUUCUGGCUUCCAUGAUCCCUGGAACUCAGCAAGAGAUCUCAUCACCGGUUCAUCGGAACUUUGUGCUCUUCACAUCUGAAGUAGACGACAUCAGGCGAAAUCUUCCCGCGCCUAACUCGCCUGCACUUCCUUUGCAAAGAAAAGGAUCUGACUCGCGCGCAAUUUCCAGUGAUGUUGUCGAGAAUGUUGAUGAUUCCAGUCAGAUGCCUCAAAGCGUUCCCCCGGAUGCUGGUGGUACUGGGCCGACUACAGAGAAACAUGUAGACCAUCCCCAAACAAGCGAAGGUAUCCGCGCUCAGGAGCAUGUUUUUGUUGAUGCGCAAGGAAAGAAGCGCCGAAAGUUGGAUCUCAGCUCCUUGCCUCGGCCACAGAAUGAUAGUCUUGUUUUAAACCCGUUAAACCCCUUGCAAGAUAAGGAGUGGUACAUGGGGCCAGAACGAGUCCUUCUUUCUCAAUUGUUCUACCCCCCCACUACUGACGAGGACGAUCAAUCAUUCAUAAUGCUUGGCCCGAAAUUCCCUACUGCUCAGCGCCACGUUGUGAAAAAGUGCCUGAAUUACUACUAUAAACAGAGGCCUAUUGAGUUGAAAUCUGAUGAAGGAGGCAGCCAGCUGGCUAUUCUUCCUUAUGACUACUCAAAGGCGAAUGAGGCUGAUAAGCAUCUCUUCACCCUGUAUACAGCUAAGAAUGGAACUGUUGCAGUCACACAAGAGAACAUAAAAAAAUGGCCACAGCUGAAUCAAGCAGGUGCUACUGAUCCUAAGUCGCCACGGACACUCAAUCCUUCUGAUCCCUACUCCUAUCUUCUCCAGAAAUACCCUGCUGGGGAGGACGAUCAGGACCUGUGUCCUGUGUAUGGUGAGUCAGGCUCGGAAGGAGAGUUUGAUGAGGAAACAUGGCAAGAAAUUACCAAUGAGCAUGAUGAACUCACACAGCACAAACCAAGAAGAUUAACUUCCACUGAAGUUGAUGCAGUCAUUGAGAACUGUAUAAACGAAUUUGUGGACAAAUGGCGCCGAAAUGGCUUGCCUAAAGAAGAAACUAAGGCUUGGAAGCUCUGGCAGAUGACUCGCCGGGCAAAGUGUACUAAUCAAAGUAUUAAAGCUAUUACUCGCGACAUCAACCUUCUGGAAAGACGACUGGGCAAAGUGCUUGAAGCUAUCCGUGGGAGCGAGUACACCUCACAGGCGGAGCUACAAACGCAGUGCCAGAGCAUGGAACAAACUGUACUUGACAUACAAAAACGCAAGUGGCGCAUCUCCGUUCUGGAACAAGAAAAAUGCCCAGCAAAGGUUGCUGCUCCUCUUAAGAACAGGACGUUGCCCCAGCCGAAGGCUCGUUUUCAAGAUGAAGAGUCGCUACACUCGGAAUCGGGCAUGUCGUCUGGCUCCCUUGAUGAUUUCAUUGAUGAUUCGGAUCUCACUGGCCAUGCUCCAUCUGUUGGGAACAUUGCUGGGACCAUAGAGGAGCAGAAUAUUCUCGUCGAAACCAAUGACAGAUUGCUUGAUGAACACGGCUUCAUGGCAUCUGUUGAGAACAGUAAUAGAACGCAAACACCGACACCUUCAACGUCUGAAAGCGACGAUGAUAUCAUCAGCCCUUCAGGGAUUAGACGCAAGUCAAGGGCCCGAAGGCUGCCUUUUAUGGCCACCAGUUCUCCUUCUCCUUUGGCAGAGCAUAGGGGUGCAAACCACUCAGAGGUGAUUGAUUUAACGAUGGAGUCGCCAUCGGCAGAUGAGUUACGAAUUGAGACCCCUCCGCUCAAUCCAGUACGACCAGGACGGAUCGCUUCAGAAGAGCUGGAUCUUAAGCUCGAACGUACUCCCUCAACCUCCCCUGGUCCACCACGGGGCUCACAGGUUGUGGUUGAAAUUCCGCGAUGGAAAGCCGACCAAUCCAACCCCAAACUUGGGGAGCCAAGACCAGCAUACAAAGGAAAUUCAAAGGAUCUACCCGAUCAUUAUGACUUUGUGGCCUUGCUGUCAUAUCCCUGGGUCUUACUUGAGGAACGGACAGACCGCCGUAGGCUACUUGCAAAGUUGAUAGCUAGCCUUCCUAUUGAGGAGCGCGAGAACAUGACUAGACAGAUUCUCACAUUUGAACUGGAGAGUCUGAAAAAGCUUGUCAAAAGGGCCCUCAAAGUGCUCAAAAAAGGCGAGGAGAGAAUACCUGACAUCGACCAUGCCGUGAGCCAAUUGAUCAUGCGAACAGCUGCACUUUUCAUAUCAUGGGUGAAUUGCGUCCAUCUUUCCAUGCAAGGGAUCUCUAAGAAGCAAAUACAAAAGACUCGUCAGGAAAUCGAUGGGAUCGAGGAAUUUCACGGAGAGCUUUCCAAGAACCUGAGACUGUGUGAAGGAUUAGAGCUGCGCAAACAACCGAGCGGGAAUAAGCCUUCAACGUCAAGCAACCAGUUUGGCGACUCAGAGGACGAACAGUUGAGCCGUCCCGAUGCACCUCAUAAGAAGCGGAAGAAGAAGGUGGAAGAAAGCCAGGAUGCCAAACGAACGCAGGAGAGGGCACAGCGCCGUGUCGCACGACAGGAACAAGAACGGAAGCGACUAGAACGCAAAAUGGAAAGUAUGGGUGUGAGUAACACUGACCCUGCACGGCAAGCCGUGAGCUUCGGGGAGCCGAUCAUCUACUUAGAUUCCCAUAUUGGUCGACGCAUCAAGCCUCACCAAUUGAAUGGUAUUCAGUUUCUGUGGCGAGAGUUGAUACAUGAUGAGAAACAACAGGGUUGUCUGCUUGCCCACACAAUGGGUUUGGGUAAAACAAUGCAGGUCAUAUCACUCUUAACAACCAUAUCCGCGGCUGCUUCUUCACAUGAUCCAAGUAUAAGCCAGCAGGUACCCACAUGCUUUCAUCGAUCGCAAACGCUGAUUCUUUGUCCAUCAUCCUUGAUUGAGAAUUGGUAUGAGGAGUUCCUCAUGUGGACGCCCGAAGGAUCGAGCAUUGGGCCGCUGAGGAAGGUCACCGCUGCCAGUACGGUCUCCGAGAGGUUCCGUGAGGUGUCCGACUGGGAUGAAGAAGGCGGAAUUUUGAUUAUGAGCUACGAUAUUUUUCGAACAUGGGUCCUCAAUGCCGAGACGUCAAAAAGGGCGAAGCCUCUGCAAGACGAAGAACAUGUCAAAGUGAAAGAAUGGCUUCUGGAGGGCCCAAACAUAAUCGUCGCCGAUGAAGCUCACAAGAUGAAAAAUCCUUCUUCAGGUAUAUGUCGCGCAGCGAUGCAAUUCCGUUCCAAGAGUCGUAUUGCCCUUACUGGGUCUCCCCUUGCGAACAACCUUGUCGAUUACUAUACAAUGGUGAAUUGGAUUGCAGAAGGAUACCUUGGAGAAUUUCUUGAUUUCAAAGCAAACUACGUUGAGCCUAUUGAAGACGGCCUUUAUGUGGAUAGCACAUAUUACGAGAGGAGAAAGUCGCUCAAAAAGCUUCAGGUCCUGAAAGAGAUCCUAGACCCCAAGGUCAAUCGUGCCGAUAUCACCGUGCUAGAGGGCAGCCUGCCACCAAAGGUUGAGUUUGUCAUCACUAUUCCCUUGACGCCGCUGCAGCAGUCAGCCUACGAUUCUUACGUGAAAUCUGUGGUUCAGGGGAGAAGGGCGGAAGUUGGAACUGCAAAGCUCUGGUCCUGGAUGGCGAUCCUUGGGCUGUGUUGCAACCACCCAGCUUGCUUCAGGGAGAAGCUGUUAAGUAAAGCAAAUGAGUCUCAGAAGUCAAAAGCACAGAUGAUUCCUGGUGACGAGGCUAUUACGCAGUUGGAUCUUUCUGAUUCAGAGAGGCUGGUAUCUGAGCAAGAGGAGCUUUUUGCGGCCGUUCCCGACAUCAAAGCUUUGAACCUGUCUUACCGAGCACAGCUUCUUGACAGAAUUGUUACCGAAUCUAUCAAUGCUGGGGAUAAAGUCCUAAUCUUCUCCCACAGAAUCCCGACCCUCAAUUACAUUGAGCAUAUUCUCAAGGCUGCGAAUCGGAGCUAUUGUCGUCUAGAUGGGAAGACCCCGAUCUUCAGUCGACAGGCGUCUACGAAGAGGUUUAACACUGGCUCUGAAGAGCAGGUAUACCUUAUUUCGACCCGCGCGGGUGGCUUGGGCCUGAAUAUCCCUGGUGCGAAUCGUGUGGUGAUCUUUGAUUUCUCAUUCAGUCCUGUCUGGGAGGAACAGGCCGUGGGACGUGCCUAUCGCCUGGGUCAACAAAAACCUGUCUAUGUCUACCGCUUCAUCUCUGGAGGCACAUUCGAGGAGAUUAUGUAUAACAAGGCCGUCUUCAAGACACAGCUUGCAUUCCGAGUUGUGGAUAAGAAGAAUCCUGUUCGUUGGGCAUCCAAAAAGCUUAAUGAAUACCUCUUUCCCGCGAAACCGGUGAAGCAGCAUGAUGUCUCUGAAUUCCUCGGAAAGGACAAACAUGUGCUUGACAAAAUCCUCAAAGAAGAUAAUGGCGACGAACGGGCGAUUCGAAAAAUCAACCUCACAGAGACCUUCCAGAAGGAAGACAACGAUAAGCUGACUGAAGAGGAGCGGAAGGAUGUACAGCAGGAGCUUGAUGAUGAACGCCUGAAACGCACCGACCCACAGGCGUACCUGCGGAUGCUUGAAGAGAGGAGGCAAGCAGAGAGACUGGCACCUCCUGCUCCUACGUACUCUCAGCCCCAGGCUCAAAGCUGGGCAGCUAAACCGCCCAUGCCGUUUCGCUACGGGGCCGCGCAACAAGCUCGAUAUCCACCCUUCCAUGGGACUCUACCUUCCACUGCUCCUGCGCAACCCAAUAGCAUUGUACCGUUUACCCCUAGUAAUGCUUACACUCCUUCCAAUCCCGGCUCAACCCUUCCGGCACAUCACGGUCCUGUUCUGCCGCGGUCUGGAUCUUCCCCGGCUGCGGCAUCGACGGUAGUUCCAAAUCCCGCUCUUAAUGAUGCUCAGAAUGUGCCUCACUCUCAAAGUGAACCACCCCAACAACAGGCCACAGCGGCAUCUUCUCCUGAAUAUCAGCCUCCGAACCCCCCAAUCCGGAUGGAAAGCAGGAGCCCAAGUGUCAUUUCUGGUAGCAUGCAGGUUGAUGGGAGCGGCUCCGACUCAGCAUCACCACAGGAGAGCAUAAGUGCCUGCAGGUCGCAGUAA
Molecule: messenger RNA, 5457 nt
Organism: Aspergillus clavatus NRRL 1
Lineage: Eukaryota; Fungi; Ascomycota; Eurotiomycetes; Eurotiales; Aspergillaceae
Product: putative SNF2 family helicase/ATPase
Exons: 1
Coding region: 1-5457 (1818 amino acids)
Cellular component (GO): nucleus
Molecular function (GO): ATP binding; ATP hydrolysis activity; ATP-dependent chromatin remodeler activity
Source: RefSeq, a predicted model, not a curated record